UUCAUAUUUCUCAUGUCGAUCAUCACAUUCCAUUAUUUUAUUAGGUUGAAAUAUUUGGCCCUUAAUAAAAAAUAUCAUAAUUAGGAGUAUAUAUAUACAUAUACAUAAUACAUAUAUGUAAUAUAUAAGGUCCCCUCCUAGCUAGACUUCUCCAACCUCCAACAUAUACUCCAAAGCUUCAAUUAUUGUUAUUAUGGCUUAUAAGGUGUAUCCUCAAGCUCCUUCUUUGUCUCCCUACUUGACUCCAGAAAGAGAAAAAUUCACCAUAUGGAUGAAAUCUCUUGUGUACCAAACCAAUGGUUGCACAGUUUAUAACUCCAAUGGACAAAUUGUGUUCAGAGUUGAUAAUUAUGAGAAGAAAUGCAGUAGUGAAGUCCAUCUAAUGGAUCUCAAAGGCAAAGUUCUCUUCACCAUUAGAAAAAAGAAACUACAAGCUUUUGGUGGAUUAUGGAAUGGUUACAGAUGCAAUAGUAUUAAUGAAGAAGAACCAUGGUUUAGAGUUACAAGACAAUAUCGUAAAAUGCUUAUGGGAGAUUUGGCUUGCCAUAUAAGUGUCGGUUGUGAUGAUAAGUAUAGAAUAGUGAGAAUAGCAGGCAAAGCUAUAGGCUUCAGAAUACUCAACCUUGAUGGAAAGAUUGUUGCGGAGGCUAAGCAAAAACAGUCAUCUUCUGGGGUUGUGCUUGGAGAUGAUGUAUUGUCUCUGGAAGUUGCUCCUUGUGAAGAUCAUUCUCUGAUAAUGGCCCUUGUCAUGGUCUAUGGAUUAAUCCAUCGAAAAAUGUAGAUACAUAUAUAUAUACACACACAUAUAUAUAUAUAUAUGUUGUUCGUUUGAUACAUACAUGAGUUUUCUAACCAGUUCAAGUUUUGGUUUGUACAUAUAUAUAUUUAUUCCAGUAAUUAUCUAAGAAUAAUAUAUAUUAACAGAGUAGAAAUAGAGAAAUUUAUGUAUAUAGAUGAAAAUUUUGCUUGUGAUGAAGGAAUGAAAGUUAAGGCUGAUCGAUCUGAUCAGUGAUCACAUGUAUGGAGUCAACAAUGUUCAUCAUAAUAUGUUAAUUUCUUCUGAGGUUUUUCACUGUUCGUGCAUGGAAUAUUGAUGUUCUGUCAAAAAUGACAACAUGGAAAAAUUUGUUGCAAGAAAAAAAGUCAAAUUAUUAGUUCCAUACAUUGAUUUUCAUCAAUACGAUGAUGAUGACUAGCACUUUUCAACAAAAAGGUUGUCCUAUGAUAUGAACUUUUGUAAUUAUUUAAUUAUUAAUUAGUCUAAUAAAGUGAAAUUGUGGGUGCA
Humulus lupulus (European hop) is the source of this 1285-nucleotide messenger RNA. Its product is annotated as protein LURP-one-related 4-like. The coding region runs from base 194 to 781 and encodes 195 amino acids. The transcript has 3 exons. The record is from RefSeq and is a predicted model, not a curated record. Lineage: Eukaryota; Viridiplantae; Streptophyta; Magnoliopsida; Rosales; Cannabaceae.